AUGGUUGAGGGGACCGCAGCCCACCUAUGGAUGAGCUGGACAACUUUCUGCCUGCUGGCUGCUGGCGUGACGUUAACGUCUGAAACCCUCAGGCUGUGUCCACCAACCUGCCGCUGCAACAUCACGACCCUGGAGGUGAACUGCUCCAGUGGUCAGCUCACCAGUAUACCCAGUGGUCUCCCCUACGAGUCGAAGCUGCUCAACCUAACUCACAACAUGAUUAAGACUCUUGUGCAUCAGCAGUUCCACAAUCUGACGCAGCUGUUGCACCUCGAUGUAAGCGACAACCUUUUAACGCUAGUUGAAGUGGAAGCCUUCCUCGGCCUGCACAGCCUGUUGACGCUGCGCGUUCCUCGUAAUCGCCUCGAGGUUAUUUCAGUGGGAGUGUUUGCCGGAUUGAGGAACUUGCAGUUACUGGACAUAAGCAGCAAUAAGAUUCUUGUGUUGCUAGAUUUUACCUUCAGGGACUUGGCGUCCCUGGAGUUCUUCGCAGCAGAUGGGAAUGACUUUGUUUUCAUUUCUCCUCAAGCUUUCACUGGGCUGUCCAGUUUGAAGAAGCUGGAGCUCGAUGGGCGUAAUCUCACUGCCGUGCCAACAGAGGCGCUCGCCCAGCUGAGUGAGCUCAGAAGCUUUCAUCUUCACCAGCUGGACCUCACCACAUUGCCAAACUACUCGUUCCGAUCCCAAGUGCGCCUCAAGGAACUUGUCAUUUCUCAUUUCUCCAGGCUGAAGACUCUGUCAGGAAACAGCCUCUUUGGCCUCAAUCUCACCUCCUUAACCAUCCAACACUGCAACCUCAGUGACGUUCCUUACACCCCUUUACAUCCCCUGGUAUAUCUCAUCUACCUUGAUCUUUCUUUUAACCCAAUCACCUGCAUUCAAGGGAACCUGCUCGGGGAUUUACUCCGGCUCCAAGAGUUUCGCCUGGUCGGGGGUUCAUUGACAUGCAUCGAGGGCGGCGCGUUCAAGGGUUUGGCGCAUUUAAAAGUGUUGAACGUCUCCACAAACCGUCUCACUACGCUCGAGGUAGAAUCGUUUCAUUCAGUGGAGACCCUGAAAACUUUGGGGCUCAGUAACAACCCAUUAGCAUGCGACUGCCGUUUGCUUUGGGUGGUGCAAAGACAGCAGUACAUGGAGUUUGACGGGCAGCCGCCAGUUUGCUCUGCCUCCGUCCAGCUGCAGGGCUGGAGUUUUUUAGACUUCCCCGAGAACGAGCUCUCACAUCUUCUCACCUGCCGUCUGCCGCAAAUUCUAAACCCCAAAUCUCAACAAGUGAGAGUGGAUCAAGGGCGCACUGCAGCGUUUCACUGCAGCGCAGAAGGUGACCCUCAGCCAUCUGUCAGCUGGCUUAAUCCUCAGCUAAGGCACAUUUCAACCACAGGUAGAAUACGCGCUCUGUCUAAUGGUUCUCUGGAGGUUCGCUACGCUCAGCCUCUUGAUAGUGGUACUUAUAUCUGCGUGGCAUCAAAUGCAGCAGGAAACAAUAGUCUGCCCUUCAAACUUUCUGUUCAAGCUCUUCCAUCGUCUUCAAUAAGCCUUUUUCGUCCUAAAAGUUGGUCUGCCUCUCCUUCUGCUUCUCCAGGUGAGGCUCAGAAGCUCCCGAUCGACAUGAAGACGUUACUAAUAGCAGCGACGAUUGGGUUUUUCUCCUUCUUCAGCUCAGUGACAGUUUGUUUCAUUUUCAUGUUCUUCUGGAGUAAAGGCAAAGGGCAAAUCAAACAUACCGCCACGAUCGCGUACGUGCCACGAAGCGCCGUGUCCAACAAUAAUACAAGGACAGGAAACUACAAGGAGCCCGGCAGGUUCACCAUGAAGCUAAUAUGA
Nematolebias whitei (Rio pearlfish) is the source of this 1824-nucleotide messenger RNA. Its product is annotated as leucine-rich repeat and immunoglobulin-like domain-containing nogo receptor-interacting protein 1. The transcript has a single exon. Gene Ontology annotation, molecular function: protein binding. NCBI's taxonomy places the organism in Eukaryota, Metazoa, Chordata, Actinopteri, Cyprinodontiformes, Rivulidae. The record is from RefSeq and is a predicted model, not a curated record. The coding region runs from base 1 to 1824 and encodes 607 amino acids.